Messenger RNA from Neltuma alba, 2623 nucleotides. Its product is annotated as transcription factor TCP2. Gene Ontology annotation, molecular function: sequence-specific DNA binding; DNA-binding transcription factor activity. Lineage: Eukaryota; Viridiplantae; Streptophyta; Magnoliopsida; Fabales; Fabaceae. Gene Ontology annotation, biological process: regulation of secondary shoot formation. Gene Ontology annotation, cellular component: nucleus. The coding region runs from base 728 to 2098 and encodes 456 amino acids. The transcript has 4 exons. The record is from RefSeq and is a predicted model, not a curated record.
UAAGCCCGCGCAUUGUUCCGCCGGAAAAGAACUGAACAACCCAACUAGCUCCUCCUCCUCCUCCUUCCUUCCUUCCUUCCUUCUGUCUGCUCCUCAGCUUAGGGCACUUUUUGAGCAACCUGCUUUUUCCCUCAAAACCACCCAAUUCCUCUCUAUACCUGGGUUAUUUUCCCUCCCUUUCUUUCUGUUUCUCACCCACCAAACAACGAACCCUAGAACAUCCUUCUACCCUCUCCCACCUUUCUUCCUUUAAUUUUACUACUGUGCAUAUUUACGUGCUCAGAGAGAAUAAAGCAACUGCACACACUUGGGAAGCAAGGAAGACCAUUUGGGAAAUUCAGGAGAGCAAGAAGGAGCUUAGUUCCUGAAAGUCAGGCACAAAAGCAGGAGCUGAGGCCGAGGCUCUGAGACCUACUCAGUCUUUGCCUUUGAAAGCAUUUCUGCAAACUGCAAAAAGCUUAAACGGAGGCCCCUGACUUGGACGGUGAUAUAUCGGAGCGCUAAAAAAAGUUCUCUUAUCUGUCUACAGAGUACUCUCUGAAUCAUCGUCAUCAAUGCAAAGGACAUAGCAACCCUACCCUGCGCUAGCUCUAAUCACACAUUCCCUCUCUCUCUCCCCAUAUAAUUUCUGUGAAUAUUUCUCUCUCUACCUCUAUAGAAGUGUAGGGAACAGAAGGGAAAUAAGGUUCAAGCUCGAGCUUUUGUGUGGAAAAGGCAUGAUUGUGGUAUGGAGGAGGAUGCGAUUCAAGCACAAGCGUGUAAAUUCGCUAGAGUCGGAAAUGGCAGAAACGACUUCAACAGGAUAGGUUCUAGAGGGAGCGAGCAAUGGCCAGACGGCGAAGAAGACGGAGAGCUGUUGAGAAGAGGGGGAGUUGGCGACGUCAGCUCGAAUCGGUUCCAUAGCUGGCACCACCAUUCUUCAAGAAUCAUUAGGGUUUCUCGAGCAUCUGGAGGGAAAGACCGGCACAGCAAGGUCAUGACUUCAAAGGGUUUAAGAGACCGAAGGGUCAGGCUCUCGGUCACCACAGCAAUCCAGUUCUAUGAUCUUCAAGAUCGGCUUGGCUAUGACCAACCCAGUAAAGCUGUGGAGUGGCUGAUCAAAGCAGCUGGUGACGCCAUUUCUGAGCUUCCGUCUCUGAACAACACAUUCCCUGAUAGCCCAAAGCGGCCAAGCGAUGAGAAAAGAGGGGGUGUCGGAACAGUACAAGGGUUUGAUGCAGCUCAUGCUGAGGUAGGUGGUGAGGGUGAUUAUCAUCAGACUCAAAGUCAGAACCUUUCUUUGUCUAAGUCUGCCUGUAGCAGCACUUCCGAGACAAGCAAAGGCUCCGGCUUGUCCCUCUCAAGGUCUGAGAUUCGAGUAAACCGUGUGAAAGCCCGAGAGAGGGCAAGAGAGAGAGCAGCAAAAGAGAAGGAGAAAGAGAACACUGCCCAUCCCCACAAUAAUGUGAAUAACCCCAUUUCUCAAACUGCUUCUUUCACCGAGCUUCUCACGGGGGGGAUUACUAGUACGGUUCCUUCCACCACGAGUCCCACCGGUGAUGAUCAUCAUGAGACUAAUUUGUUCAACAAGGCAGCGAGACAGCAAUGGUGUACAACACCCAUGGACUACUUCAACUCAGGCCUUGUGGGGAAUCCCUCUAUUAGAACUCAUAAUCAAUCUUCAGGGUUUUCAGGACAAAUCCAAUUGGCAAACUCUUCCCUUCCCCUUCAGGCACUGUCUGUUUCUCCAUUCAGUGUGGGGGGCGAAAAUCACUCAGAUCAGCUGCAGCAUUUCUCAUUCAUGCCUACUGACCAUCUCAUACCUGGCGGAAGCAGUGACUACAACUUCAACUUCACCAUCUCUUCUUCUGCAGGCCUAGCUGGUUUCAACAGGGGGACCCUUCAGUCCAAUUCACCGUCUGUUUUGCCUCACCCUCUUCAGAGGUUUUCUACUCCUGUAGACGGAUCCAAUCUACCUUUCCUCAUAGGAGCUGCUGCUGCACAAACCAUGGAGAAUCACCACCACCACCAGUUCCCACCUGGAUUUGAUGGCCGUUUGCAGCUACGUUAUGGCGACGUAACCCGCCAUUCUGACCACAAGGGCAAAGGCAAGAACUGAUGUCUGCCGUCGACACACCACAUUGCCCUUGCUACAUCUUCCUGGACACCAAGGGAAAGAGUUCUAGUAGCAAGUUGUGUCUGUAAGCUUGGCCUUGGACACAUGGGAUGGUACGUUGUUUGUGAUCAAGUGUGGGUAUUUAACUUGGACCAAUUUGAAGUCAUUCAUUUUACAUUCGGUAUUUAAGUAUAUAUCGGUCUGAGCAUGCAGAUCAUUUUGUAUGUUGAUGGAAUGUUAAAAGAACAUGAUUGAACCUGUUUGCUCAUUCUUUGGGUUCUUGCAAGUUAAUUUUGGGAUUGUCUAUAUACCAUAUUGGCUUCGGAAAGGCCCGGGAAUUAGUUUGCUAAUGGAUGCUGCAAUUCGUCAGCCUUCGACACAGUAUAAACCCAAAUCCAAUCCGAUAAUCAUAAAUUUAAUGUCAUUUCUCUUCCCAAAAAAUAGUGUUAUUUAACCACACAGACUUCGACUAUAUAAUAUGUUGUAUGAGAUCAAGUAGUAAAUCCAGUUGAGAUUUGUUUUUUUCAA